Molecule: messenger RNA, 492 nt
Organism: Colletotrichum lupini
Lineage: Eukaryota; Fungi; Ascomycota; Sordariomycetes; Glomerellales; Glomerellaceae
Exons: 1
Coding region: 1-492 (163 amino acids)
Source: RefSeq, a predicted model, not a curated record
AUGCCCGAUGAGGAGGGUCCACAGCUCCCUGAAGGCUCUAGGGCAGCCGAUGCGCUAACCCAAAACAGCCAGGAGCCGUCGACACGCCCCGUCAUAAUCCGCGUCGCUUGUCACGCAGGUCCCUCAACGUCGGCAGGUGCUUGCUGCCUCUUCUUCCACCCGCAGGAAAUACAUCAGACUUUUGGAGCAAGGCAAACAGAGGAAUCGCAUCGACGGGUAGCCGAUACGAAUCGCCGGGAAAUUUCCUCAUCGCGCAUCUCGCUUUCGCCAUCCAUCUCGACGAAUUACACGACUAUUGACGAUUGCGACUGUGUGUUUAUCGGCGCGUUGGAGAAUGGUGAUCUGGAAAAGCUUGAGCUCUCCAUAUUUCGACAAGUCGCGACAGCUGCUGCCCUCGUGAUACCCAAGUUGUCUUCCAACUUGCCCGAGAUUCGAUAUCCAACAACACUUUUACGUUUCAUCGACUUUCACAUUAUUUCUCCAUCUACCUAA